AUGGGGGCUAUGAUAGCCAGCCUAAGAAACGAUAAUCGACAGCAACAAAAGGGUAUCGACUGGACUCAAAAUGUCAACGCGUUGGCUGAACUAGCUGCAGCUUAUGAAACCGACCUGGGAAGAACUGUGCCGGUCGGGAUUUUGCCCAAGCCGAGCAUAAAAGCUCAGGAGGCAAUGGAUACCGACAAACAAGGGCAACCAGAAGAAAACUGGAUGAGCCCUUUGAUCAAGACCUCCCCACAAGGAAAGGGCCAGACCAAAUUUGCAAUGGUGGCAGUCGACUAUUUCACCAAGUGGGCCAAAACCAAAGCCCUAUCUACAAUUACGGAGAAGAAGUUCGACGAUGCUACCUUUCGAGAAUUUUGUAAGGAGCUGGACAUUAAGCAUAUCUGUUCUUCGCCAGCGCACCAGCAAGCUAAUGGGCAAGUUGAAGCAGUCAACAAAAUCAUCAAAAUAACUCUAGAAACCAGAUCAGAAGAGCUUAUAAAAGGAUUAUGGGCAGAAGAAAUUCCCAAUGCGUUAUGGGCCUACAGAACAACACCCUGUACAUCAACGGGAGAGACGCCAUUCUCGCUGUCAUUUGGUUCUGAGGCGGUAGUGCUGGUGGAAAUUGGUCUUCUUUCCCCAAAGGUAGAGUAG
This is a messenger RNA of Momordica charantia (bitter melon), 639 nucleotides long. Lineage: Eukaryota; Viridiplantae; Streptophyta; Magnoliopsida; Cucurbitales; Cucurbitaceae. The record is from RefSeq and is a predicted model, not a curated record.